AUCCUGAAUCUGCAGCUUGUGCUGUGAGUGACUGUAUGCUCACCUGCGCUGGGGGGAUUAGUGUGAAAUUGCACAGCAUGAGCAGCGCCUGGCUUCUCAGAGAUAUGAAAACUGGGGUUUAGCAGCUUCCCUGGACUGAGAAGAGGCUAUAGGAAGAGCGUGAGAUUUUAAAACUUCAAGCUGUUGUUCCCUCCCUCUGGCUACUAACUCCAGCACAAAGGGAAAUGUACUCUGACAGCAGCCAAGUAAGAAAAGCAAACAAAACACAGCAACACGAGGCAGAGGCAAAGCACUACAGCUAACUUCUGAGGGGACUGCACCAUGGUUUAGCUGGGGCUGAAUCCAUCACAUUAACCUGUUACUCGCUGUAUGCAAUACUACUGCUUGACCCUUCACUUCUGGAUUAUCUGUAACAACUGAUCAUUUUGAAUGUCUGACAUUGAAAGAUUAAGGAUUUCACCAAGUCCUGUGGAGGAUGGCAACGGAGUAACACCACCUAUCCUCCACCUCCACUAUUUACCUACUGAGAUGCACCAUGUUUCUCACAAGUUAGUGUAGAUAUAUACAGGACUAAGUCUGCACAUUCCAUAUCUUAAUAUGUGAGUAAGAUGGAUGCAACACAUUUUGUUCUUAGUGGAUAUUAUAAUGUUUCUGGUAAUGGAAGCCACCCAGACCUUGGCAGCCCACACUAUACUACCCUGGAAAGCUCACUGAUAAUUAUAGCAGUAGGGUCUAUCAUUUUAUCCACGGUGGUGGGCAACAUUCUGGUAGUGUUAGCUAUAUUUACCAGCCGAGCUCUGAGGGCCCCACAGAACCUUUUUUUGGUGUCACUAGCAUCAGCUGACAUUCUGGUAGGGGCACUAAUCAUCCCAUUUUCCCUGGCCAAGGAAGUUAUGGGAUACUGGCAUUUUGGGGUUGUGUGGUGCAGUAUGUACCUGGCCUUGGACAUCUUGUUCUGCACAUCGUCUAUCGUCCACCUCUGUGCUAUCAGCAUGGACCGCUACUGGUCUAUAACUAAAGCAGUAAAGUACAACCUGAAGCGCACACCAAAGAGGAUAAAGAGCAUGAUUGCAGUUAUCUGGGUAGUAUCAGCCAUCAUUUCCUUCCCUCCAUUGCUGAAGGCUAAGCACAAGGACUGGGAGUGCCAUCUAAAUGAUGAUACCUGGUAUGUCCUCUUUUCUUGCACUGUAUCUUUCUUUGUUCCUUGUAUCGUCAUGAUGUUUCUAUACUGCCGAAUCUACCAAGUGGCCAAGCACCGUGCAUCCACUGUGUCCAGCCUCCGUAAUGGGAUGUCAGACUGCAAUAAUGGUCAAUAUGCUCAGCACCAAGGACACCAAAGCACACACAGCAACCAUGAAGCAGAUGAUAUGGACCUGGAAGACAGCACUUCUUCUAUCCACAAGUCCCCAUGCCCAACUCAGCACAAGACUGAUGAGACAUUUAGUGCUAACAAAUCCAGAAGGCUGUCCUGGACCAUAACCCGAGGUCAGCCAAGAAGAGAGCGUUCCAUUUCCAUCUCCCAGAGCCGCCUGGCUCAGCAAAGGGAGAAGAGACUAACGUUUGUGCUUGCUGUGGUCAUUGGUGGCUUUGUCAUUUGCUGGUUCCCCUUCUUCUUCACCUACAGCUUGGAGUCAGUGUGCAGAGGGAGAUGCGGUAUAUCACAUGCCCUCUUUAAUUUCUUCUUUUGGAUUGGGUACCUCAAUAGCAGCCUUAACCCUGUUAUAUACACAGUCUUUAACAGGGAUUUCCGAAAAGCUUUUAAGAAACUUCUAACCCUCUCCCCAAGGAGGACUCUAUGAGACUGUCCUUACUUAGUAGUCCCUACCUGGGGACAAACACAAAUCUACAAAAUUAAAUUCAGUCAGGACUGAAACUCAUUGUGGCUAUAUUUUAAUGUUUCUAUAUUUUGAGCACAUUGGGAACUUAGGUGAGGACAUUCCAUUUAUUUUUGGAGUAUAAUAUCCGUGUACGAAUCACCUUCAAAGAAAGGUGUUACCACUUAAAAACUAAACAUUAUAGUUUUAAAAAUAUGGUCAUGUGUAUCGAGAUUAUAUUAUAAAUUGUGAUUAUAUGAUCAUCUAUUACAAUUUUGUAAUCAGUUUUUCUCUAGUUUCCAAAAUUUUAAUUGAAAAAAAAGAAGAAAUUACAAUGUCCUGUUGGCACUUUGUUUCCAGUUUGAUUUAUUUUGUAUCACACACAAUCCUUGCGUUGCUUUAUUACUUGUGGUUUCAGUGAAACAUGAGAGAGAUACAUUGUCACAGACAGUAGCUAUAAAGCUUUUGUGUUAUCAUGUAUGGUAUUAUCUGAAAAACUGUAAUGUCUGGAAUGCUUUUACAAUAAACUACAUUGCUAAA
Messenger RNA from Bombina bombina (fire-bellied toad), 2354 nucleotides. RefSeq names its product alpha-2Db adrenergic receptor-like. Gene Ontology annotation, molecular function: adrenergic receptor activity. Gene Ontology annotation, cellular component: membrane. Lineage: Eukaryota; Metazoa; Chordata; Amphibia; Anura; Bombinatoridae. Bases 609 to 1799 code for a protein of 396 amino acids. Gene Ontology annotation, biological process: adenylate cyclase-activating adrenergic receptor signaling pathway. The transcript has a single exon. The record is from RefSeq and is a predicted model, not a curated record.